Molecule: messenger RNA, 460 nt
Organism: Condylura cristata (star-nosed mole)
Lineage: Eukaryota; Metazoa; Chordata; Mammalia; Eulipotyphla; Talpidae
Gene: FGF4
Product: fibroblast growth factor 4
Exons: 3
Coding region: 1-432 (143 amino acids)
Biological process (GO): animal organ morphogenesis; positive regulation of gene expression; fibroblast growth factor receptor signaling pathway
Cellular component (GO): cytoplasm
Molecular function (GO): growth factor activity; fibroblast growth factor receptor binding
Source: RefSeq, a predicted model, not a curated record
AUGACCCCGAGGGCCGCUGCUUGGUCUGGCUGGCGCUUCCGGACAGCUGAGGAGGCCGAGGCGGGCGGGGGCGGGCAUGGGGCUUGGACCCACGGGGAGCGUGGCCAGCAGACGGCAGGGCCUGAGCACCUGCAGAGGGCCUGGGAGGCUGGCCUGCUGGAGCUCUCCCCGGUGGAGAGGGGCGUCGUCAGCAUCUACGGCGUGGCCAGCCGCUUCUUCGUGGCCAUGAGCAGCAAGGGCAAGCUCUACGGCUCGCCAUUCUUCACGGAGGAGUGCAAGUUCAAGGAGAUUCUGCUCCCCAACAACUACAAUGCCUACGAGUGCCACCGGCACCCCGGCUCGUUCAUCGCCCUGAGCAAGAACGGCAAGACCAAGAAGGGGACCCGGGUGUCCCCCGCCAUGAAGGUCACCCACUUCCUCCCGCGCCUGUGAGCCCAGCGCCUGCCUCAGCCGGGGCGCU